UAUACAUACUCCCACAUCCCACUUGACAGCUCCAUAACAUUGCGCUCGCCGGAGCGGGUCUCACCUGGCCGGCUGCCCUCUGACUGCUCCGCCUGGAGUUCGCUCGUUUUUCCGGAUGAGACCUGGAGGAAAAAUGGCUUCCCAGGAGACUUUUAAAGACUUUGGGUGCAGUUCGUCAGAGGAGGACGGUAACCGCGCGGACACGGCAGAAGGAACGGCGGAGGAGAAGACAUCUCCGGUGGCGGUGCGUCGGCGUCACCCGUUCAGCGUGGAGGCGCUCAUGUCCGGGAGGGAGGCGGACGACCGCGGCGCCGAAUCCACCUGCUGUAAACCGGAGGGAAGUUCGGUGGCGGUGUGCCCUGUGGGUUUACACUCGCUGUAUCUGUGCCGGGAGACGUGCAGUCUUCCCGGGGGAAGCCGAAAGAGCUUAACGGCGGCGCCUUCAUCGCCGGUAAAAUCCGAGGCGUCAGAGUCAGAGGACUGCGCACCCUGGGUCACCAGUAGCGCGUUUUCCACGCAGCCUCGUCACGUCAGUCCUGCCUGCCCGUUGAGGAAACACAAGACCAACCGAAAGCCCCGCACCCCCUUCACCACGUCCCAGCUCCUGGCCCUGGAGAGGAAGUUCAGGCAGAAGCAGUACCUGUCCAUCGCCGAGCGCGCCGAGUUCUCCUCCUCCUUGACCCUGACAGAGACCCAGGUGAAGAUCUGGUUCCAGAACCGCAGGGCCAAAGCCAAGAGGCUCCAGGAGGCCGAGCUGGAGAAACUCAAGAUGGCCGCUGACGCCAAGACGGCGGCGGUGGCGGCAGCCGCCGCUGGAGGUUUACACCCUGGCUUUACAUUACCGCUGUCGCUGGGCGCCAUGUCGCUGUACGGACAGACGUACUCUGCCUAUCACCACCAACACAGACCCAUACUGCCCAUUUCCCCCCUCGGACUGUACGCGGCUCCUCUGGGCUACAGCAUGUAUCACUUAUCAUGAACAUGGAAGUACCACUGCCUUUGGUGAAAUGAGUUUCCAAGGGAUCCCCAAAAAUGGACACACAGGACAUGCGGCUGACAUCUUGAAAAUCAAUGUUUAUAAUAGAUCUACUGCACAAGGAGUGUUUGAACUUCUCGAGCACUUCAAGUCAAAUUAAGAACCUAUUUUUUCCCACAGCACGGACAAAAAAACAACAACUUAGACAUCCUUUUGCCCCUUCGGACUGCCUGUUUACACAACUUGUCUAUACGAGGAGGGGCGUUACUGUCCAGCUGUUUAUACUUGUUUACUUUAGCAAUAAUUGAGCUGGGUGAGGACUUGCACUGGGCACAAUAAUACAAAGUGUGUUUCACUUAAGCCUUUCUCUCCAUUCCACUACAGUGCCUUGCGUUGGGGCCUUAAUAUCAAGACACCUUGUACUCUUGUGUGGAUGAUGAGUGUUUCAGCGAACUCAGGCCAAAUAAAACAUAUCAGUGAAGCAUUCUUUUCAUUUCCAUCCUGCAAAAAGGGGUCUGGAAAAGAACUAAUUAUCUCUCAUAGCAAUAAAAAACAUGUUCAUCACUCCCUCCCUUACCACGCAUUUCUAGAUCGUAGACAUAUUUAUUCUCCUUGAAUUAUCAUAAUACUGGAAAUGUAUGACUGCCUUAUGUUGUGUAUUUAUGAUAGGUUGUGAGAAUAUGGUACUAAAGUUCUGACCCAAAGUGUAUUUAUAUUGUUCUUCCUGAACGCCCCUUUGAAAGGGGCCUCAUCGCGCUAUGCAGUUUAUAUAUGAAUAUUUUUUUCCACCAAUGUUUUUACAUUCAGAUGAGCAAAACAAAGCCUUUCAGACUGUUUCCUUACAAUAAAUGACAUUUAAUUUUAUGUGUAAAGAAAUAAAGUAGCGUUAUGUAAACAUGUGCAGUUAUGGUCACUUUAGAGCUUUCAAAAAAAAAAAAAUCACGUUUUCCUCAUUUACCAGUUAAGGCAGCUGUUAUGCCUUU
Chelmon rostratus (copperband butterflyfish) is the source of this 1959-nucleotide messenger RNA. RefSeq names its product muscle segment homeobox 2b (gene msx2b). Gene Ontology annotation, molecular function: RNA polymerase II transcription regulatory region sequence-specific DNA binding; DNA-binding transcription factor activity, RNA polymerase II-specific. Lineage: Eukaryota; Metazoa; Chordata; Actinopteri; Chaetodontiformes; Chaetodontidae. Gene Ontology annotation, biological process: embryonic morphogenesis; regulation of transcription by RNA polymerase II. The coding region runs from base 116 to 979 and encodes 287 amino acids. Gene Ontology annotation, cellular component: nucleus. The transcript has 2 exons. The record is from RefSeq and is a predicted model, not a curated record.